CCAGUUCAUGGAAGGCCAAGAUGCCCGUCACACGCGACGUCCUUCGAAACUUCGGCCGUUCCGCCAGGACAACCCUGCUGGCUGACACCGCAACUUCUGCAGCAGUGAGGGCGAAGGUCGAGGACUUCAGGGCCGGCGAGAAGUGGGCAAAGAACUUCGUGAAGCGCAACAACAUCCACAGCGUGCGACUUCAUGGCGAGGCUGGUAGCGUCAACAUGGCGGCUAUCAAGGAGGGCAUGGACGAAGUCAGGGCCCUUUGCGCGAAGUACCCGGCUAGGUUCAUCUUCAACGUCGACGAGACAGGCCUCCAGUGGAAGCUCCUGCCCAGGCGCACGUACCUUUCCACCUCGGAGGAUCGGAAGACGGCGCGGGGUUCAAAGAGCAUGUACUUCAAGGACCGACUGUCUGCCUUCAUGUGCUGCAACGCCGACGGCACUGCGAAGGUUGACAUGGCCAUCAUCGGGAGGGCAAAGGAACCCCGCUGCUUCAAGAGCGCGCCUUCACCUCUCAAGUACUACUCGCAAACCAACGCGUGGUCCGACUCUGCGACGUUCCUCAAGUGGUGGCUUCAAGUCUUCCUCCCGUUCGUUCGGCGCUUCACUCACGAACCUGUGCUGCUGCUGAUGGACGGCUGUGCCUCUCACGGUGAUCUCGUGGAUGACCGGGGGCAAGUGACCGUCAAGUUCUACCCUCCGAAGUGCACCUCCGUACACCAGCCCAUGGAUCUGGGGAUCAUUGCCAAGACGAAAGUGGUCUUCAGGAAGGAGUUGCUCGACGUGAAGACAUCAACUAUGUUGGUGGCUGACACACUUCGCGCCCAGGCGAAAGCCCGCAAGAUGAAGGCCGGGACAAUGGGGCUGGCGCAAGGGCACCAACCUCAUCUGCGGGACGCCGCAGAACUUCUCAAGAAAGCAUGGGCCAGCAUCACCGCCCAGGAUAUCGCCAGGUGCUUUGUCAAGGCCGACACGCUUCCGUCAGAGAUGGCGGCUGAGCUCACCACACAACACGGAAAGACCCGGUUCAGCAUCGCCGAGCCUGACCUGAAGGCUCUCACGGAGACCGUCAACAAGUUGAGCACGAGCGUCGGCGAAGCGCAAAAGCAAGGAGCCGGCAUCGUAGACGAGGAAAUCAGCGAGCUCUUCGCAGAACUCGACAUCGAACCCGGAAAGCCGGUCGAGGAAGAAGCGGUGAGCGCGAUUCGGGGGUGGGCUACCAUCGAGGACGACGAGGAGGUGACGGAGGCUCUUCGACUGGACGCAGCGGACGAAAUGGCGGAACUGCUGGCUGGAAUGCAAGUGACUACCGGCGGUGAUGAGGAGGACGAAGUGGAGGGCAGUGACGAUGACAACUCGGGGCCCGAGCGCCGUGCUCCACCCGAUUAUACUGAGCUGUCGCCUCACUUCAGCGUCCUGGAAGCGGCAGCAGAUGAGAGUGGCAACGCAGACGCGGCGUUCUUCCUAACGAAAGCGAAGAUGGCGAUGAUUGCAGCGCAUUCCGCUAGGCGGGUGCGCCAGGCAGACAUGAGAGAGUUUGUUGCUGGUACAGAGUAA
This is a messenger RNA of Ectocarpus sp. CCAP 1310/34, 1550 nucleotides long. Lineage: Eukaryota; Phaeophyceae; Ectocarpales; Ectocarpaceae. The record is from the annotation of a GenBank genome assembly.